AUGACAAAACUCAACAUCAAGAUCGUUGUCGCCUUAGCCGUUGUAGCUGUGGUAUAUGCAUCUUCUAUACCCGUAUUUGCUAUUGAAGAAGGAGAGCCGAAACAGCUAUGGGACGAAUGUCUUACCAAAAUGUCUCCAAAGUGUACGUUGGAUAUAGUCGAAGAGAUUUUCUGGAACGGGACCGUCUCCGAUGCUUGUUGCCGCGAACUUGUCCUAGAGGGGAAGAUCUGUCAUGAUACUCUUAUCAAAUACAUGGCAGACAGACCAAGUUUCAUCGCCCGUGAACCCGAGUAUUUGGCAAAGAAAGAUGCUCUAUGGGCUCGUUGUGUGUCGGUCAAAACAACCGUUUGA
Molecule: messenger RNA, 351 nt
Organism: Tarenaya hassleriana
Lineage: Eukaryota; Viridiplantae; Streptophyta; Magnoliopsida; Brassicales; Cleomaceae
Exons: 1
Coding region: 1-351 (116 amino acids)
Source: RefSeq, a predicted model, not a curated record